Dromaius novaehollandiae (emu) is the source of this 9079-nucleotide messenger RNA. It is a transcript of the gene PLEKHG4, whose product is annotated as pleckstrin homology and RhoGEF domain containing G4. The transcript has 24 exons. The coding region runs from base 767 to 7012 and encodes 2081 amino acids. Gene Ontology annotation, molecular function: guanyl-nucleotide exchange factor activity. NCBI's taxonomy places the organism in Eukaryota, Metazoa, Chordata, Aves, Casuariiformes, Dromaiidae. The record is from RefSeq and is a predicted model, not a curated record.
GAGGGGGUGAGGUCUCCACAUCCAGCCGCUACCAAUGCAGUUUGUUGCUGUUGCCUGAAGCGGUCACUGCCUCUCUGUUUUCUUUCCAGAAGUUAGGAAAACAGUAUUUCUGAGUACUGUUUUCUUAUUUCUCGGGGUUUUGCUUAACCUGCAGUGUCUCCUCAGGAUCUCGCAGAGCGGGGGAAACUUCCCUGGACUUAGAAAAAAGCAAGACAAGAGGAGGGGAGAUUUUUGCUGAAAACCACUCGGGGAAGCUGGAGACCCCCUUGGGAUGUCUGCCGUGUGCUUGCUCUCCUCUAGCAGCUCUUCAGAUCUUCCUGGGCGAAGGCAGCUCCCUGCCACAGAGCAUCUGUAUUAGGCAGGUCUGUGAGGAGAGCCAGACACCCUCCGAGGCACACAGACAGCAGUGAUGCCGUAAUAAGCAGCCCGCAAGCGUUGCUGGCUCUGCCUGUGUCCUUGUGCCUGUAAGGUGCCUGUGGGGCUGGGGAUCGCAGCACCCCGCACUCGCUGUGCCCCUUGUGCUGCCUAGCGCUGGAGUUGGCUGUCAGAGAAACCUUCGAGGUCCCCUGCUCAGCCCCGGUAGUGUCAUGAGUUAGAUUAGUUGGAGCUGUGCUGGGGGCGGUGAGGGCUUGGAUUACAGUCCAGAACUCAAAGUGCUUCGGUGGUUCACGUCGGAGGGGAGAGGAGACGCCCCAUCGCACACAUGGAGGAAAAAGAGAAAAACCGCUGCCUUUGGAAGUGAGAGGAAAUAAAGGAGGCCAGGAACAUGGACUCGGAAUCGCUGGACGGUUGCAUUCAGAGUACGUUAUCGGUGCUCUACCCUCCGUUUGAGGCUACCGCAGCCACUGUGCUGUGCCAAGUGUUUGAUGUGGUGGAGAAGACGUACCGUGGGGAUGGACUGCGCUACCUCAUAGACUUCCUGAUUCCAGCAAAGCACAUCCUGCAGUGCGUUCAGCAGGAUGCCUGUGUUCAGUACUGUGGCUUGCUCUUCCGUCACGAGGGCUGGCCCCUAUGUAUUCAUGAGAAGAUUGUAGUUCAGCUAGCUUCCAUUGACUGGCGAAUCUUAAAGCCCGGUGACUUUUACCUGCAGGUGGUCCCCUAUCUGAAGAAGUCUCCGCGAGUUGUACUGAAAUGUUUGGCAAAAGACAAGCAUAACAUAGAAGAAAUUGUGAUUCCGGAAGUCUCCUAUACCUCUAUUUUUACUCUGGAAUGGUUGAGUACUAUCAAUGGAGAGCGGAUGGGUAUAGCACUGGAAAACUGUUUACUAACCACUAAUGAUAAAAUAUUUCGUGUUCCCUGGGAGAAAGUAGUUAAUCCUGAAUUUAUUAAUAAACCCAAAAUAAUUGAAAAUAAUAUCAUCACUCCAGAAAUUACAGAAAAGCCUUCAAUUUUGUGCCAUCCCAUGGACCAUGCUGAGUGCAGCUCACCAGAUAUAGGAUCUCAGAAUCUACAGGAACAAAGUCUGAGUCAAGACAACUUGGUCUUUAGCAGCACAGCUACACAAUUAAGCAAAACUAUUGUCAAUGGUGUGUGUACAAGUCCAGUGCCUCAAGAGAACUUGGAAAGUGACCUUGAAGGGGAGUACAUUGAGCUUACAGAAGUUUCACUGCCCAGGUUUGGGCCACAAACAGGCUCUUUAACCCAGUCACUAGCUUUAAAUUAUAGAACUCAGCCUAGAACAAGAGUGAAUGCAUCUAAAGGCACGCAUAAGUUUAUUAUCAUUCAAGACUGUACAUACUCCAGGAAUUUAAGUAAGUCAGCACUUGCACAAAAGGAGCACUGUCAAAUGGACACUCUGAGGACUUCUUCUACAGAAGUUCUCAAAAAUGUAGCUUCUUUGGAAAGCAACAAAAUGAUGGCACAUGGUGAACUGUUUUCAGAAGGUCAGCUGGAAUCAAGUGGUCCUGGGAGCAUGGGGAAUCACUUUCCUGUGGCUGUGUCUCCUGCCAGCAGUGCAGAGGAUCCAUCUCCUGCAGAGCAGGAGGCCCACAGCGAGCACUCAAUUGAUUGGCGAUAUGCACUGUGCAGCUACAGCGACAUGUGUGCUGGAGAUGGUGUUGACUGCAAAGCACAGCUGACUGGUGCUCCUGGAAACGUGGAGGUAGAAAGUGAUAUUUCUAGUGGAAAACCUGGUGCUGAAACAUCAGAGCAGAGUCCAGAAACAGUUCUAGAUGCUGGUGCUGCUAAAGAGGAGGUGAUACUGAGAGAACUUGGAGAACCACUGAUAGAGUGCCCGAAUGAGGUGAUGAGGAUGGAUUCCUGUCCUGUGGCUGUCCCAGGGUCUUCCAGACCUCACUGCAUGCUGAAGGGAGAUUCUAAUGUUUCUUGCCAGAGUGUCAGUGAAAGCGUUGCACCAGUCCAGGCUGCUACACUGCUUUCCACAGUUGAGAGUUCAGACACAGGUAUGGAGAGAGACUUCCCUUCUUCAGCGGACAUGGCAGAUGGAAGAGCAGUCCAUGCUUGCUGCAGUGAUCAGGAAGCAAAUCUUAGUUCUUCAUUAAAUCCUCCAGAGCUGUUGAACCAAGGAAAACUAGAUGAAUUAGAGUUGGGAAGAAGAGAAAGCCCUGAGGAAGUCAAAGUGAUUGAACAAAUGUGGACUCUAAAAGAGAAUCAGCCUAGCCAUAAUUACUGCUCUGUCGAAGUUCCUAUGGAUGGACUCUUGUCAGAGGGUAAAGAGCAAGGGGUCUCUGCCUGUCAGCAUAAGAAAGCUGAAGAAGCCAUACUACUCCAAACCACUCUAUCAGCAGAGAGCGAUCAGAUGGCAGAACAAUUGGAUAACAGCAGCUCUUUGAUGGACAUUGAGGCACAGCCAGAAGGCUCAAGUGAAGUCAAAACACAUAGGAAUGGAGAGAGAUGUGAGGAGCCACAAAGUCAGGCAGAAAACCAGGGCCAUAAAAGUGAAGUGAACUCUGUGCUGAACCCAGAGCAUGUUGCAGCACAGGAUUUGCAAGGAGGGGAGGAGAACCAGGGAAGUGUUUCUGAUGGGAAAGGGUCAAAGAUUGAGGGAGAGUCUGUGGCCCUAAAAACACUGGAAUCCAUUAGAGAGGAGCUGGAGCUUGGACUGCUGUCCUCAGGACCUACUGAGGGACAUCCAGAUCCCACCGCUCUGCACUCCCACCAAGAGGCAGUUGCAGGGACAUCAUCUCCUAAAGGGAUGGUGUCGGAAGGGGCAGAGACGAUAAAAGAAGCAAUUGACUCAGAUGUGUUGAAGCCAGUGGGUAGAGCCUGUGCCUUACCGGAAGCCUCAACAACUGUUACUCCUCUGACACCCCCAGCAUCUGGGACUGCCUGGGGUGGUCGAUCUGCCCCCACCAUAGUCAAGGAUGUGAAUCUAGAAGUGCUCAGGAGUGGAGUUGCCUGCCUGCCUGGUACCAGAGAUAAAUCAGGACGUGCGGUGGCCAUAAUAACAACAAGGAGCACAGCUUGGUUAAACCCCCACUGCAAUACUGACGAGCUCGUGCGCCUUCUCCUGUACCUACAUAGCAUCCCCAGACCAGAAUGUCAAGCUUUGGGUUUGACUGUUCUUGUGGAUGCUCGUCGCUGUUCACCAGUUCCUGCUCUCUUCAAGGCAUUCAACAUACUGCAGGACAUGGACCCUCAUUGUAUUCAUGGAGUCUUGCUUCUGGUUGAAAGAGACCUCACUUUUCGGAUGGAGAAGCCAACAGCAGGACAGUUUGAACUACUCACCUCCAUGAAGUCUCUCCAUAAGCAUAUAGACAGUUCACAGCUGCCUCUAGAACUGGAUGGGACCUUCCCUUACUGCCACCAGGACUGGUUAAGCUUCCGCAUGAAGCUGGAGCAUUUGCUACAAGGAUGCCAAGGUGCUUGUGCCUUCCUCCACGGGGCCAUUUCUAAUGUGGAAUCUGGAAGAUUACCAGAAAGAGCUGAGGAGGCAGCUGUUCUGCUGAGGAGUUACAGGCAGUUGAUGAAGAACGUUCUCGAAGAUACACGGCUGGUCAAGCUGCAGCUAGAGGGUGGAGCACUCCUGGCCAGACUGAGGAAGGAGGAGUCUUGUGUCACCCUCACCCAUGACUACAGAGAUGCACUUGAUGCUGCUAGCGUGCUUUAUAAUCAAGUUGAUGAGGGCGUUCACCGACUGGUGAUGUUGUCAAACAAACGCAUCCAGGAACUGGAGCUGGUGAUGGAGUUCGAGAAAGUGGAAGAAUGUUUUAAGGAGGUCAGCCGUUGGAUUGAGAACGUUGGCAGAAAACGACUAAAAGAAAUGGUCAACCUGGAUGAUUCUUUGGAGAUGCUGCUUCAAGCACAAAAGCAAUUCAGAGAAUUUGAUCUCGUUGCCAGUGAAUAUUGCAGAAGGGGACAGGAAGCACUGAAGAAGAUGGAUCGAUGGGAAGACUUUUCCUCUGUGGAUAUACAUGCUUACAAAGUGAAGCUGCAGACCUAUAGAGAUCAGCUGGAGGAGUUCUGCACUCAGCUGGAUGAAAACAGGCAUCGGAUCUGUGAGACAGUCAGGCUGUAUGAAUUCUUUGACAAGGCGUACGAGUGGGCCUUGGAAGGGAUGCGACACCUUGCUUGCAUCAGUAUGGAGGACUGCAUCUCCCCCGACCACUGUACAGAUGUGAUAAAGUGCCUGGAGAGUUACAGGGGGCAGCACCCAGACAUCAGUGAUGCUCGGUUCCAGGAGAUGAAGGAGCUGGCCUGUGAGCUGAGGAGCGACAAGGGACUCAAGCAGUGGAAAUUUGCAUGGUCCAAGUGCCAAGAGACAAAGCUGGUUUUUGAAAAGAAGCUCGAAGCAGCCUUGAGAACAAGGAGGUCUUUGCUGUCAGAUCGCAAACCCAUUGAGGGGGAGCAGCCCCGGGCUGGCGAUGAGGCUGGCAGCCUACCCCCCCGGAGACACUCUGAGGGGGCCACACCUGGGUUGCACUGGGACAGGACAUACAGUGCUCCCCAUUGCUAUAAUAGGCCCAACCGCUCUCCAGGCUGGACUAAGGAGAAAGCUCCCUCACCCUCCCUGAGCUGCCCUGGUGAUGUCAGCACUGCAGAAGAAUUUGCCUGCCAAGCUGCUCUCAGCACUGGUCCACACUCAAGCAGAGUUUCUUUUGGCAGUGGGGCCUGCAAGUCUCCAAAGCUGCCUGAGGAAAAGCCAAACCUGGAGAGCAUAUUAGAAAUCCUGGAGGUGAAGCCAUCCUGUGUCUCCACUCCAGCCUCUAGGAAGCCACCUCCCAAGAGGAUGCUCCGGAAGGCCCAAAGCUUCGACCUGCCCUGCGGUGAGAGCCUGUGGUCGGGCUGCCAGAGGACUCUGAGUGAACCAGCCAGAUACGGCAACACCGGUGUCUUCAUUAAGGGGCUGGAAGUGAGCAGCACGGAGCUGGUGGACAGGACUUUUGCACUGCGACAGCAAGCUGCUCAGAGCUGGGCUAUGGGCUGCCUGCCAGAGGGGCAGAGGGGCUGUGUCUCCAUGUCAGAAGCCAGGAGUUGGGGCAGCAAACUGCGGCACAUCAUCGACGAGAUGGUAACCACAGAGCGGGAAUAUGUGAGGUCGCUGUGCUACAUCAUUGAUAGCUACUUUCCUGAGAUGGAGCGCCUUGACCUCCCCCAGGACCUGCGUGGGAAGCGCAGCGUCAUUUUUGGGAACCUGGAGAAGCUCUACGACUUCCACAGUCAGUACUUCCUGCGAGAACUGGAGAGCUGCUGCAACCACCCGCUGCGGGUCAGCCACUGCUUCCUCCGGCAUAAAGACCAGUUUGGGAUGUACGCGUUAUAUAGCAAGAACAAGCCGAAAUCAGACUCACUGCUGGCCAGCCAUGGGAAUACCUUCUUCAAGUUCAAGCAGGUGCAGCUCGGGGAUAAGAUGGACCUGGCCUCCUACCUGCUGAAGCCCAUCCAGCGCAUGAGCAAAUAUGCCCUGCUCCUAAAGGACCUCAUCAAGGAGUGCAGCGAGGCGCAGGAGCAGGAGCUGGGCUACCUCCGCGCAGCUGAGGAGAUGGUGAAGUUCCAGCUCCGGCACGGCAAUGACCUGCUGGCCAUGGAUGCCAUCCGUGACUGUGAUGUAAACCUGAAGGAGCAGGGGCAGUUGGUGCGGCAGGAUGAGUUCACCAUCUGGCUGGGCCGCAAGAAGUGCCAGAGACAUGUCUUCCUCUUUGAGGACCUGAUCCUCUUCAGCAAGCCCAAGAAGAUUGAGGGUGGCUUUGAUGUGUACAUCUACAAGCGCUCAUUCAAGACUGCAGACAUCGGCCUGACAGAGAACUCUGGAGACAGUGGCCUGCGCUUUGAGAUCUGGUUCCGAAGGCGGAAGUCCAGUGACACCUACAUCCUCCAGGCCAGCACAGCUGAGACGAAGCAGGCCUGGACCAAUGACAUUGCCAAGAUCCUGUGGCAACAGGCAGCCCGCAAUAAAGGUGUGAGCCCUCCCCAGGGCGUCUGUGCUGCAAAAGAAAUCCGUAUGCAGGAGAUGGUAUCCAUGGGUGUGGGCAACAAGCCAUUCCUGGAUAUCAAACCGAGUGAGGCAGCUAUCAAUGACCGUGCUAUCGAUUACAUCAUGAAGGGCAGAGGCGCCAGGACCAGGGCCUCGAUCGCAGUGUCUCUGUUUGACCAUUCCAACCCAUACAAGAGGACGCAGGCACAGCUUUCUGGUGGCAGCACCCCUGCUGCAUACAGCCCUCCCUCCUCCUCCCUGCUGGCACCCCUCAACCUGCACAUGUACCUGGACCAGGCUCUGCUGCCAGGGGUCGUGGUCCCCAGCCGCCCCUUUGACAUUGGCACCUGCAUCGAGGAAGAUGAACUGGAACAUGAGACCAGCAGCCAGCCAUCACUGACAACAGAGAGCUCAGAGUCAUCACACUGCAUGUCAGGCAGCGGCUCCAGUGGCUCCGACAGUGGCUGUGUCUCUAGCAUCCCACAGGAGAGCUUCUGUGAAGACACGGGUUCACCCCCCUACACGCCCCUGGGCUCACAACACAGCUCUGCGAUGGAGGAGAAACCCAAAUUCACGAACAGCCAGUACAUUUCUGCAAAAGCAGGCCAGGUUACCAUAAGUCCCUCGACAAUAGUGUGAGCCCCUCUGCACACGUAUUCCGCCUAAGGAAGUGGAGUUGUUGUUUGAUUGCCAUUUCAAACUCACUGAAGACCCCAGGCCUCUGACCAGCAGAAGGAGACAGUCUUCAUCUAUGAAGAUAUCUUUAUACAUAAUCAGGCUCUCUCAAACAGUCCAAAACCUGACCUCUGGCUUGGGGGAAGCCCCAAGAAGGUUUUUGUCAACGCAACUUAAUAGUCAUUGUGUUGGAUGGGACCUUGGGCAUUCAAAACUUGUUCGCCCCUUAUUUAUGAGUAACAAAUAACAUAGCAGUUUGAAAAAAUAUAUUAUUUUUAAAGCUAUAUGCUGUACAGAUUUUUGUUACAAGUGACUCUGUUCCUAUUUGUUCUUUAAGCUGCACAUUUUAUAAAGUUUAUGGAAGGGCCUGAAGAGAAGCCAAGGUAUUUAAGAAAAGUAGUGUAACUUUCUGUUUCAGGGUUGUAUUGACCUGGAGUUCAAGAUUAACGUCCUUCCUUAUGUUCUAGAUGUGUCUAUCAUAGCAAUAAUUUAUUUUCUUGGCUUAACACUUCUGUUUUAAUAAAAGCAAUUUCAUUGUUACAGUGAAUUGUUUCUUCAGAUGAUUCUUCUAGUGCCUCAGUGCUGAGCUUCUUAUCUUAACCACCUCUCAGCUCUUACUGACUCUUCCAGUCUCCCUGUGACUGCUGCACUAACCAAACUAAACCAUAUAAAACAUGAGCACACUCUCCAGGAGAUCCCAGGGUGGCAGUACAUGGAGGCUGAUGGGAAGGCCAGGACAGAGCAGGGAGGUCAGAGCAGUCAGCUGAGACGUCACUAGGAAUGAUGAAAAAGGGAGCAGUCUGACAGAGGUGAGAAGGCACAAAUCAAAUAUCCUCGCCUGGCUCUAAUUUAUGCCACAUAGCCCCAGCCUAGCUGCUGUCCCACUGAUAAUUCUCACAGGCAACAGCGACUGCUUCUGGCAGUUUGGUCAGAUGCACAAGGCAUAAGCAGCAGUUCAAAUUGCAUAGGUCAGCUGCUGUGCCUGGGUCCAUGGGUGACAUGGACCAACCUGCUUGCUUUGGCUCUGACUUAGGAAGCACCCGGAGAAGGGCUGGUGAGGGCCAUUCAGUGGUACAGUCCCACAGUCAGUCACUGCUCACUUGACAUUUAAGUGAUGAUGGCAUCCGAGUCCAAGAGGCUUUGAGUAUGAGGGGGUUUAUCAUAAUGCUAAACCUUAAAUGCGCAUCAUCUGAAGUAGCACAGUUCAAUUGGAGGACAAAUUUAUCCUGUGUUCCAGCAUUCCCUGUUAAUAAUUAGUAACAUCAAAGCUUGCUGUUUGGCUGUGACACUCUUUUAGUGUUCUUAGAGGAAAUGAAGAUCUGCUUUUUUUUUUAAAAAAAAAAGAUAUAUAUAUAUAUAUAUAUAUAUAUUUGCUUGCUACUGAGCUCUUGUUUACUCAUGGUUUAUGAAGUGCUAUAAACCAUUCUCCCCAGGUGUGAGAGAAGUCUUGUCACACACAGCCUUAGUAAGAAGACAGCGCAGUAAUUUAUUUAUAACUUCAGUUUCUCCCCAUAUCAACUGCUGCUGGGGUGGGGGAGGGGGAGCUGAUCAUUCCUCAACAGUGCAUUGCUGUAUUCUCAAAUGUAAAACCUCAUAGCCACAUCAGUUACCCUCUACAUAUAAACUAUGAUCCUUCAAGUUUGGAAAUUCCUGUUCUGUACAUACAACACUUGUUUAUUUUAAUAAGCUGAAUGUUACUUUUCAACCUUGUUCUUUUUUUAGACAGCAAAUAGAACACAGUUGACAUCUUUGUACAAAAUCGUGUGGGAAGCAGUUGCACAGGGAAGAUUUUAGCAGUUACUAUUUUAAAGUAAUCGCUAAGGUAAUGCAAGAUUUUGGGCUGUCAAGACAGCACUAGCUCAUGUCACAAGAGGGAAUGAAUUUACUAAACCAACGAGGAACAUGAAUCUUCCUGAAUUCCUCAGUUUCAAAGGUUUCUGCAUUGCUGGAAAAACCUAUAGUAAUGUUUACCUGACUGUUUUUUCAGGGUUUGAUUGAUUGGCCUAAUAAAGGUUAUUUUCUUUAUAUGAA